UGGGCGUCGCUGCUGGGCGCUGCAGCGGUAGAAGGCAGAUGAUGGCGUGGAGGAGUCGAGCGGGCAGCUGGGUAGCAUGGAGCGGGGCAACAGGGGCGAUUCUCCCCCACCCCGGGGCUCACAGAGGGUUUCUCCUCCACCAUCAGCAGAGAUGCGGCUUCCGCAAGGUUGCCAAGAGGGUGGAGCCAAAGAAAGAGGCGGAGCAGGGUGAGCUGGUGCAGAAGAGGGGUGUGGCUCCUCCAGUAGAGCCGCCCACCCCGCAGUUGCCCAAAAGGUCAUUCAGGAGACUGGUGAAGCCGCUGGUGUUCACUGUGGGGUUUACAGGCUGUUCAUUCGGCGCAGCGGCGAUUUGGCAGUAUGAAAGCCUUAAGUCCCGCGUUCAGAGCUACUUCGACGAGGUGCGAGCUGAUUGGCUGGAUAAACUGCGGCCACAGAAGCACGGAGAUUUCCGCAAACAGGUGAAUCAGUGGUGGAACAGUCUGAGUGAAGGCCAGAGAACUGUUACCGGUAUCAUAGCGUCGAACGCGCUGGUGUUCUGCUGUUGGAGGAUCCCGUAUCUGCAGCGCACGAUGGUGAGAUACUUCACCUCUAACCCCGCCUCCAAGACGCUGUGCUGGCCGAUGCUGCUGUCCACCUUCAGUCACUACUCUCUGUUCCACAUGGCCGCCAACAUGUACGUCCUGUGGAGUUUCUCCUCCAGCAUCGUCAACAUGAUGGGCAGAGAGCAGUUCCUGGCCAUGUACCUGUCCGCAGGGGUCAUCUCCACGUUUGUCAGUUACGUGUGUAAAACAGCUACAGGCCGGUUAGGACCAUCACUGGGCGCGUCCGGGGCUAUAAUGACCGUCCUGGCAGCCGUGUGCACGAAGAUGCCUGAAGCUAAACUGGCCAUCAUCUUCCUCCCCAUGUACACCUUCACCGCUGGAAACGCGCUGAAGACCAUCGUUGCCCUGGAUACGGCAGGCCUGAUUAUGGGAUGGCGCUUCUUCGACCAUGCUGCUCAUUUGGGAGGAGCGUUGUUUGGCAUAUGGUACGUCCUGUACGGUCACGAGCUGAUCUGGAAGAACAGAGAACCGCUGGUGAAGAUAUGGCACAACUUCAGGACCCGCGGCCCUGGGUCCAGCUCCGGCUCUGGGGGCGACGGCUCCAUCUAGAGGAGUGUGAGAAAAUGACAGGACAAGCAGCCACAGCAAGAGAGGAGAGGAGAGGAGAGGAGAGCAAACGGACCACACACUCUUUCUCACACACACACACACACACACACACACACGUCGUACAGUAAUAGGUUCCACUCAGGUACAUCUUGAAUUGAUUGACCCAGAUACUCCGCCCGCUAAUGUGCUCCUGAUGUGAGGUUGGACAAACUUUAUGGAAAACUCCUGUUAAUUUAGGCUGGAGUUUAGAUUCGAGACGUUUAGAUUCGAGACACACUGUGGUCUUGCAGAUAAUCAAAAUCUUAGGGGUCCAGUCAUCAUUUCAUAACGAGAUGAGGGCAACCAUGAGAGGUUUGGGUGCUAAAUAUAGAUUUAUUAGGGUGGGAACAAACUGGGUGUGAAAUUGCUAAACCAGUCCAACAGUUCAUAAAGGCAGAGCUUCCAGCAGGGGGCGCUGCUGCGCUUGUCAACACUUUCCAACUGCCUUUAGCCCGUGGAUGUAGCGUAUGUAGCUGAAACAUAGUCCAGAAAAGUCCAGGUAAGCGUGCAGCUGUGAGCCACAUGUGCCGAGAUCACAGAAACAAUAAGCUUCUUACAAGCGAAAACAGCUCCGUAAGCCAAUGAUAGAAGGCUGUAAGGAUCUGGGGAUGGGGUCGUAGAGGGGGCGUGGCUAUAUAGGGGGCAGACUCUUAUUAGUGGCGCAAUCUAGCACCCAAAGUUUAACGAGCUGUCCCCAGAUGUGACCUCGUAACAAGACUAAACAAAACUAUGCACAUUUAAAACAACGGCAGAUUAGCCAUUGGGCUAACGUUAGGUCAGUUACUGGAUUAAAAAAUUAGUUGAAUGGGAUUUUUAUCCAAUCUCACAAUAGUAGCUACCAGGGACAUGAGGGGGCUGCAGCACCCCCAGAUUUCAGGAUUGUUUUAUUGCUAAAAAUAACAGCUGCCAAAUAACAAAAGACCUGAAUUUUUUAAUGUUUCCAGCACCUGUUUGUAAAGUGGAGCCUAUGUUUUUGUUUCAUUUUGUUUAUAGGUGUUUAAAAUCUGCAGUAGCCGUGUGCGAUUAAGCUAACGCCGCAUUUUGUAGUUUAACGUUCUUUAGAAAAACAUAAAAUUUUCAACCAACAUAAUGAGUCUUUCAUAUCGAUAUAUUUUGACCAUUGUAAUAAUCUAAUGCUUCAUAUGCUUAUGUAGCUUAACUAUAGAGGGCGCCACAACCAGUUUCCCCACCUCAUAUCACCAAUCUGAUUGGUUGAUGCUCAGCUCAUUUGCAUAAAGUUUGUCCAGUAAGAGAGAGUAGCUGUCAUCUCUUGCCAAACAAUCCAAAUGAAGGAAAUAAUGUUGUUUAGCUGGACAUCUUGUUGAUCACAUAAAUGCUGCUACAAAUUUUAUGCCGUCCCUCAAAACGCCGUCGCACGUCCAUGCUAGCUACGAAAGAACACAUUUGUGGGUGGAGUCUGUUAAAGAGCAUCUCGGAUGGUUUAUUUUGAGAUUUGGUAGUAAAUUUUCUCCUGAGCUGCUGUGUAAAGUAGCACCUCCUCAGAAGAGGAGAUCGAGAUCGUUCGUAGAGCAAAAUCAAAACUCUAACCAGUCAUAAUGAGGUCCAGCAGGAUCGUCAGCUCUAGACCUGCGGGCCAGAACGCACUGAAGCUGUACAGCAAAGUAAAUGUUGUAGAGUCUGCAGAUUUGUUUUUUUGGGGUUUUUUUGUUUUGUUUUUUUUGGAAAUUAAUAAAAUGUUUAUUUAAGGUCAGAGAAAUCCCAAGUGGUCUGUCAGUAAAAGUUACACACAUCCUUCCCAGAUUCAGGAUGAGGAAAAAUGCAGAAGAUCUUGUUCUAAGGUGCUGAAAUUUGGUGGACGUACACGCUGGAUGAAGAUCUAACAGCACCUCUUAAAUUUUGGUUAUUUUUUAUUUCUUAGCAGCUUCUCAUGUUCUGUCGAAAUCAGUUCUCACCAAGUGACCAAAGAACUAAGAUCAAUAAUAAUAAUAGAAGGUGAUAUCAGUGGGUGAAUAGUGGAGUGUUCAGUCAGUCUAUAAGCACGUUUUGGCCUGAAGGUGGAGCUAGAGGAACUUGUCACUGAUGGAGGGAGUGAUUCCUCCUCAGGCUGACAUAAAACACCCUGAAUAGAAGGAAAACAGAGAGAAAAGGGCAGCACCUCCCACUGCCCCCACAGCUCACCUCUUACUCCACACUGGAACUUUCUGAAUUUGUCCAUUUAGUGGAAUUCAGUCUGGACACAAAUCAAAUUUACACUGUUAUGGUUGCUGUCAGAAUUCAGAAGCCAGGAUACUGUUUUUAUCUGCAGCUUUGAGCUGUAACAGCUUUUAAUAGUCUAACGUCCUUUUGGUUCUUACGAAUUUGUCUGACUACUCCAUGUUUUUAGAUCACAGUGAGUCAUGCAGUGUCAUAAACCACGCCAUCAAGAUUGGUAGAGAUACUGAACAACUCCAUAUGGUUUCCACUUCCUGUGUUUCCAAGGAUCAUCAUCCCAGGGAUUCUGUUUUCUCUGCGUUCCUAGGGUCCUAUGUUCUUUGGGCUCUUUGUGUGAUACAUCAAACCUCAAUAUGAUACAUUAAGAUAACCUAUGAAAGAGUUCUGAGGGUCAUUAGGUCACCAGAGGUCAUACAAAGAACAACGAGCAGCAUUACUUUUUCAAUAGGAGCACACUAUUUUCCCAGAAGCCGAUGUUCCCAGAGCCAUUUGUUCCCAGAACCCAAUGUUCACAGGGUCCUAUGUUCCCAGAAUCUAAGUUCCCAGAACGUAUGUUCACAGGGUCCUGUGUUCCCAUAACCCUAUGUUCCUAGAACCCUAUUGUUCACACUGUCUCAUGUUCCCAGAGCCCUAUGUUUCCUAUGUCCUAUGUUUCCAGGGCACCACAUUCCCAGGAUUCUCUGAUCCCAGGGUCAUAUUUUCCCAGAGCCCUACGUUCCCAAUGUCCUAUGUUCCUAGAGCCGUACGUUCCCAUGGUCCUAGGUUCCCAGAGCCCUACAUUCCCGAGGUCUUAUGUUCCCAGAGCCCUUGGUUCCCAAGGUCCCAUGUUCCCAGGUCCUAUGCUCCCAGGGUCCUGUGUUCACAGAGCCCUACGUUCCCAAGGUGCCAUGUUCCCAGGUCCUAUGGUCCCAGGGUCCUGUGUUCACAGAGCCCUACGUUCCCAAGGUCCAAUGUUCCCAGAGCCCUACAUUCCCAAGGUCCUAUGUUCCCAGAUCCUGUGCUCCCAGGGUCCCAAGGUCCUAUGUUCCCAGAGCCCUACAUUCCCAAGGUCCUAUGUUCCCAGGGUCCUAUGUCCCCAAGGUCCUAUGUUCCCAGGGUCCUAUGUCCCCAAGGUCCUAUGUUCCCAGGGUCCUAUGUCCCCAAGGUCCUAUGUUCCCAGAGCCCUAUGUACCCAAGGUCCUAUGUUCCCAGAACCCUGUCUUUUCAGAGUCCUAUGUUCCCAGGGCCCUUUAUUCCCUGUCUGUUGCAUUUUCAAUAGGAACUCACUUGUUUUGGCUAGACUGUCCUCAGUGAGCUAAUAAAUUAACUUAAGCAAACUGUGUAA
Messenger RNA from Pygocentrus nattereri (red-bellied piranha), 4686 nucleotides. It is a transcript of the gene parlb, whose product is annotated as presenilins-associated rhomboid-like protein, mitochondrial. The record is from RefSeq and is a predicted model, not a curated record. NCBI's taxonomy places the organism in Eukaryota, Metazoa, Chordata, Actinopteri, Characiformes, Serrasalmidae. Gene Ontology annotation, molecular function: serine-type endopeptidase activity. The transcript is spliced from 10 exons. Gene Ontology annotation, cellular component: membrane. Bases 39 to 1151 code for a protein of 370 amino acids.